GCCGCACUGAGAAAAGCGCCGGCCGGAGGGCCAGCGGCCGGGCCGCCUGGGUGAGCGUGCCGAGGCGGCAGCGGCGCAGGCUUCCAGCCCCCACCAUGCCGUGGCCCCUGCUGCUGUUGCUGGCCGUGAGCAGGGCCCAGACAACCCGGCCCUGCUUCCCCGGGUGCCAGUGUGAGGUAGAGACCUUUGGCCUCUUCGACAGCUUCAGCCUGACGCGAGUGGAUUGCAGCGGCCUGGGUCCCCACAUCAUGCCCGUGCCCAUCCCUCUGGACACAGCCCACCUGGAUCUAUCCUCCAACCGGCUGGAGAUGGUGAACGAGUCAGUGUUGGCAGGGCCCGGCUACACCACGCUGGCGGGCCUGGACCUCAGCCACAACCUGCUCACCGGCCUCUCGCCCACCACCUUCUCCCGCCUCCGCUACCUGGAGUCACUGGACCUCAGCCACAACGGCCUGGCAGCCCUGCCGGCCGAGAGCUUCGCCAGCUCACCCCUGAGUGACGUGAACCUUAGCCACAACCGGCUCCGGGAGGUCUCGGUGUCCGCCUUCGCCACCCAUAGCCAGGGCAGGGCGCUGCAUGUGGACCUCUCCCACAACCUCAUUCACCGCCUCGUGCCCCACCCUCCGCGGUCCAGCCUGCCCCCACCCACCAUCCAGAGCCUGAACCUUGCCUGGAACCGGCUCCGUGCGGUACCCAACCUCCGGGACUUGCCCCUACGCUACCUCAGCCUGGACGGGAACCCCCUGGCUACCAUCGGCCCAGGUGCCUUCGUGGGGCUGGCAGACCUCACCCACCUCUCGCUGGGCAGCCUGCAGGGCCUCCCCCAGCUGGCACCCCAUGGGUUCCGCGAGCUGCCAGGCCUGCAGGUUCUGGACCUGUCGGGCAACUCAAAGCUCAAGUGGGUAGGAGCUGAGGUGUUCUCGGGCCUGGACUCCCUGCAGGAGCUGGACCUGUCGGGCACAGGCCUGGUGCCCCUGCCCGAGACUCUGCUGCACCACCUCCCAGCGCUGCAGAGUGUCAGCGUGGGCCAGGGUGUGCAGUGCCGGCGCCUGGUGCGGGAGGGGGCCUACCCCCGGCAGCCCGGUUCCAUCCCCAAGGUGGCCCUGCACUGCAUGGACACCUGGGACUCUGUCGCCAGGGUCCCUGACAUCUUGUGACAAAUGGCCUGGCCCGGGGCCGUGGAACAGACUGCUGCCCUCUGCUUGCUUGGGUCCUGGGUAGUUCAUAUUUUAAUGUGCCAGUGCCAGCGGGGACUCUUGCAGGCAGAUGUGGUGGCAUCACUGCAGGAGCUAUGGACCUAGGAAGAGGCUUUGCACCUGGGACCCACCCCCAGGAGCAAUGUCUGACCCCUUUGUCUCGGUUGCCCCCAAACCAUGAGCAGAGGGACUUCAAUGCCAAACCAGAUUCUGGUCCCUUCUUGCUGCCCUUCCCUACUUGUCCCCAAAGUGCCUUCCCUCAUGCCAGGGCCAAUCUGAUGUGUUGCUGGAGGAGGGUGGAAGGGAGCCACCGCUGCAGGGUGCAGACCAGUUUCACGGGGCCGAGCACCCCCUUGGGCCCAGAGUCCAUAGUCUCCAUCACAUGGGGCUGGGAUAUGGGGGCCCACUUCAUCCUUUUCUCUUCCCCUAGAACCCUGGCGAGAACCUCAGUUAUAGAAGAGACUGGAGAGAAUCAAAUCUACCCCUGUCGUGUGACGGAUGGGGAAACUGAAGCCUAGGGAAGGAAAGAUGAUCAUUUGAGGCCCUGUGAGGGCAGAGCUGUGAUUGGAACCAUCUCCUGCCUUCCCAGCCAGAUGCUUUGCACUUUCCCGUCUUCUCUAAGUCACCCCUCCCUCUCUCCUUCCUGGGCUUCCCCUUGCAGCCAAGUCCACGUUCCACUGUUUCUGCCCCUUGUCUUGUUUUUCCACAGGAGUGGCAGCAGGAAGAUGAGAAGGUCCUGGGAGGUGGGACACACCGCCCAGUGACCAGCUUCGUGGCAUGGGCUCAGUCGGUUCCCCUCUGAGCCUCUGGAAGCCUGGGAUGCGCCAGUCCCAGCUCUGCCUGUCCCACACUCUGCAUGGGGUCCCCCAGCAUCGAAACUGGAAAUGAGCCCACUAACCCCCCAAGGUAGUGUCUAUGCUCCAGCAAGCUGGCGAUGCAGUCCUGGAGCCCCCAGCUGUCCACAGGCACUCAGGGGGCCCUCUUGGCUUCCAUCCCUGGUCCCUGGGUCCAACAGCCUGUGCCACCCUCAGGAUGUGGCAGCAUCCCACACCCAUGUUUAUGUUCCACCUACAGGGUGGCAUCUCAGUGUCCUAGCCCUGGCCUCUUUCCUUUGUCUUCUUUUUAUAGAAAUUGUUGCCUUUUUAAUAGACUGUAACUUUCAGCCACCCCCUCCCCCGCUGGCAGGGGAUGGAAACAUGUCAUUUGUAAAAGAA
Molecule: messenger RNA, 2410 nt
Organism: Choloepus didactylus (southern two-toed sloth)
Lineage: Eukaryota; Metazoa; Chordata; Mammalia; Pilosa; Megalonychidae
Gene: TSKU
Product: tsukushi, small leucine rich proteoglycan
Exons: 2
Coding region: 96-1157 (353 amino acids)
Molecular function (GO): protein binding
Source: RefSeq, a predicted model, not a curated record